This is a messenger RNA of Cololabis saira (Pacific saury), 2642 nucleotides long. Its product is annotated as endophilin-A1-like. Lineage: Eukaryota; Metazoa; Chordata; Actinopteri; Beloniformes; Belonidae. The transcript is spliced from 9 exons. Gene Ontology annotation, molecular function: protein binding. Bases 153 to 1208 code for a protein of 351 amino acids. The record is from RefSeq and is a predicted model, not a curated record. Gene Ontology annotation, cellular component: cytoplasm; presynapse; glutamatergic synapse. Gene Ontology annotation, biological process: synaptic vesicle uncoating.
ACUUUCACCAAAACCAACGUGUGUCGGGUUUUACCUGAAGGAUUAUCCUCCGUAAUUCCGCCCUGGAGCCCGGUUCUGCUGAAACACCCCCGUUUCUGUCACAGCCAGACAGCUGCUCGUCUCUGUUUCUGUCUGGGAGCUGAGAGACAGAGAUGUCUGUGGCGGGGUUGAAGAAGCAGUUCCAUAAAGCCACUCAGAAAGUCAGUGAGAAGGUUGGAGGAGCAGAAGGAACCAAGCUUGACGAUGACUUCAAAGAAAUGGAAAAGAAGGUGGACGUCACCAGCAGAGCAGUGCUGGACAUCAUGACCAAAACUACAGAGUAUCUUCAGCCUAACCCAGCGUCCAGAGCCAAGCUGAGUAUGAUCAAUACCAUGUCAAAGAUCCGCGGGCAGGACAAGGGGCCCGGUUACCCGCAGGCCGAGACCAUCCUGGGAGACGCCAUGCUCAAGUUCGGCCGAGAGUUAGGAGACGAGUCCAGCUUUGGAAUUGCGCUGAGCGAUGCCAGCGAGGCGAUGAAGGAGCUCGGGGAGGUGAAAGAUGCUCUGGACAUGGAGGUCAAACAGAACUUCAUCGACCCGCUGCAGAACCUGCACGAUAAAGACCUGAAGGAGAUACAGCAUCAUCUGAAGAAGAUGGAGGGCCGUCGUCUGGACUUCGACUACAAGAAGAAGCGCCAGGGGAAAGUUCAGGACGACGAACUCAAGCAGGCGCUGGAGAAGUUCGACGAGAGCAAAGAGAUCGCCGAGCAGAGCAUGUUCAACCUGCUGGAGAGCGACAUCGAGCAGGUGAGCCAGCUGGCAGCGCUGGUCCAGGCUCAGUUGGAAUAUCACAGCCGUGCUGCAGAAAUCCUGCAACAACUCUCCAGCAAGAUGGAGGACAGGAUAAAGGAAGUGUCCAGUAAACCCAGGAAGGAGUUUUGUCCCAAACCCAGGAUGACCCUGGAGCUGCUGCCGCCCAGCGAGAGCCACAACGGGGGGAUUCACUCGGCCAAGUCCCCCGGACGAUCACCAGCCCCCAUGGACCAGCCGUGCUGUCGAGCUCUGUACGACUUCGAGCCGGAGAACGAGGGCGAGCUCGGCUUCAAGGAGGGCGACGUCAUCACCCUGACCAACCAGAUCGACGACAACUGGUACGAGGGCAUGAUCAACGGCCAGUCGGGGUUCUUCCCCAUCAACUACGUGGAUAUCCUGGUGCCGCUGCCCCACUAGAGUCCUCGUCCUGGACCCGGCCCUUUCCCCCCCACCAACCGAUCGAUCCAGACACCCGGAAAAAACAGCCUGCGUUUGCAUAAACAAGAAACCACGCCCUUUCUCUACUUCCUCGUCUUCUUCUGUGCUUUAGUGCGAUUCUGCUUUCACGAAAAACCAGAAUGAAAUGAGAGAUGGUGCCGGCCGACACGAGACCACGAGGAAGAGGGGGAUUACAGCGGAGAGAAGCAGAAAAGACAGACUGAAAGAGGCGGGGGAUCUUUGAUAGUGCUCAGCCUGGCAGCGCUGGACACCCAUGAGGCUUUGGAGACUUGCGAUUAAGGCAUGUUGUGUACGUAUGUGCAUGUCCGUAUGUGUUUCGACCUGUUCGUACCGUUAUGACGAAGCCAGCACAAAUUCCUGCUUGUCAGUUAACUGCCUAACAGCUUCUUUUGUAACGAUUCUUCCUCUUUUCUUACUUUUUUCUCAAAGUAACUUUCUUUUCUGCCUUGACUCCUUAUGCUUUUCUUUAAUCUGUGGUUUCACGGCUGUCCUCACCCCCCUCUCUAUUCCUGUCUGGGUUAACAUCGCCGUCCGGCUUUGAGGAGCCAAUGUAUCGAUACGUCCUAAAGUCCUGGCGCUACCGCUGGUUCCCCAGACCUCCAGUUUUCCCAGACCUCCAGUUUUGAGGGGCAUUUUGUCGUCCUUGUCGCUGCUGUUGUGACGUACUCUGCCUUUCAGAAUUUUCAGUCCUGUGGUUUUAUGCAUGAACCGGUCAAAUCAAAGAUUACAGUGAUAAAACUCCAGUGAAAUCCACAUUUCAGGAAUGCAUGGCUGCAAAAAAAGCCGUAUCUGCAAUAACUCAGUCUUUGGUCAGUCGUCGUGAAGCCCAUUUAUCUCCAGUUGGAGCUUCAACGGGCUUUCAAAAGGAUCCGGAAAGUCAUUUAAAACAUGAAGCAAGUCAAAUCAAUUAAGGCCCGGUUUCCACGGAGCAAAAACGCUGGUGUUUUCAUGCGUUUUGGCCGUUCGUUUACACGAAAACAAAGCUCAAAGUCUCCAAAAACCAUCAUUCCUGAAAACUCCAGCCAAAGUGUAGAUUUUUAAAACCUCCGUCUUCACGUUUGCUUGUAAACGGAGAGAAACGGACAUUUAGGCUUCAGAACGUCACAUUAUGAGACAGAAACGUCACCAGCGUCAUGAGUGACACCUGUGGUUACAAUUAGUUUGUAACUGUCAAUAUUUUCUUGUAUUUUACCUGUUUUAUAUUCUAACGUCACACUUAAAAGUAACUCCACUUCUCUGUCACUCCAAACCAAAGACUCUCGUUCAUCUUGGAAGUAACUGGAAGUUACUCGUGUCAUUUGUUGAUGUUUUUUUCCAGGAUUCUGAUUGGCUAGCAUGACUUUAUCUUCUCGUUACACUGCCCCCUGUAGGUUUGGCUGCUCAUAGCACCUU